This is a messenger RNA of Cheilinus undulatus (humphead wrasse), 2004 nucleotides long. RefSeq lists its product as uncharacterized. The record is from RefSeq and is a predicted model, not a curated record. The transcript has 10 exons. The coding region runs from base 1 to 2004 and encodes 667 amino acids. NCBI's taxonomy places the organism in Eukaryota, Metazoa, Chordata, Actinopteri, Labriformes, Labridae.
AUGCGCAUGUGGGGCAUUCCUCUCAAGUGCCAUCAGUGCAACGCAAAAAUGCACCACUCGGGGAUUUACACCAAAUGGUUCGAGUCAGUUCAUGCCAAUGAAAUAGUGGGUCAUCUCAAUGAGAUGAAAGGUGUCAUUACUUCAACAUAUGGCAGAAUCUUGAAGCUCGACUCCACUAAAAAGAUCACUAAGAAACUGGCUGGCAACAUUUCAGACACAGCUACCUGGAUGACCAAUGUCAGCAAUGAAUGUGGUCAGAUACUCAACUGUGUGCUGACUACUGCAGAAGGAGCUGGCCUGGAUGAAAUGUGCCAAGGGAUUGUUCAGCGCUACAGGGAUGCUGGGGAGCCAGAACCAGAGGUCAUUUACGUUGAUCGAGACUGUUGCAGUGAGAGAGGUGAACCACCGGUCCUUGUUUUGUUUCGGCCAUGGAGCACAAAGGUCAGGCUGGACAUCUUCCAUUUCAUGCGGAGAUUUACAUCUGGUCUCACCACGGAGCACCAUCCGCUUUAUGGGACCUUCUGCUCAAAGCUGUCCAGCUGUAUUUUUGAGUGGGACAAGGAUGACAUCAGUCGCCUGAAGGAUGCCAAGCGCAUCAGCUCCAAGGAACUUGCAAGGCACUGCAGGAGGAGAACUCGAGGGGUGGAGGAAACAAGAAUCUCAAUUCAGGGCUUGUUGUCAUCCAUGUGGGAACUGACGGACACAUCGGGUUUGCGGUUAAUUAACCCGGACAGCAUGACACAUGUGUGGGAGGUGCAACAGAAGCACUUGCCAUGCAUCCAAGAUCCUCCCGGCAUUGAGCUUUAUACCAAACUUGGCUCAGGUGUGCAGAAGGGAGACAAGGUUUUGGAUGUGCUGAGAUGUGGCAGGGGGUCCUCUUCUGUUGAAAGUUUUCAUCGCCACCAGUGUACCUUCAUUCCAGGAUGGAGAUCCAAUGCGAUGCACACACAAAUGUACAUGCUUGAGGGGGGGUCCCGAUGGAACAUCAACCGUGCUCGGGAAGCUGUGCAUCUAAGAAGUGCAUCGCACUCCAGACUCUAUGAUGUCCGCCUCAUGUGCAACCUCAGUUCCCUCAGUAAUCGAGUUCUUGGCCAGUCACUCAUUCCAGAGUUUAUUCCACCCGGGAGACCGACUGAUGAGCACAUCGCUGUGGAGUAUCUGCUGGCUCAGUCUGGCAGAGGAGACAUGCUGCAACCGCAACCCCACAAGGAACUGGACAUCACACUGCCAGACAUGCAGGAUGAAGUUGAGGAGGACGACUAUCCUGAUGCCACCAUGAGUGACCCAUCUGACAUUCUGGCUGAAAACCAACCUGUAGCCCUCAUGAGAGAAGAUCACCCAGACGUGUCAUCUCCUCAGACUCCAGUUGUUGAUUUUGGACCCUCCACAUCACCUCAGUCUCUCACAGUCCCCUCCGGUCCUGACAGUCCUGGCAACGACGCCACAAGUGGACCUUGCACAUCACAGCAGGAUAGCAGAUGUGAUGCAAGGGGCUUUCCAGGGUGGGAGGAUGUUGACAACUUGGCGGAGUUUCUUGUCAGCCUCAACCGCACAAUCACAGCCUUAUCAGCUGGAGAAGUAAAUGAGAUUGUGCGAUUGUAUUUCCUUCUGCAUCCCAUGGACAAAUCUCCCACCAAAUACACCCUGAAAAGUAAAAGAAGACCCUUCCAGGGCCGUGGAGAGCUUCCAGGAAGCGCAGUGGCUCUGCUCCAGGUCAACAAGCAGCUGAGAGCAACAGCACCAUCAUCAUCCAACCAGUCAGCAGACUCUUCAAAUCGCCAUAGAAAAUGGAGGCUGAAGAAGGCUGCACUUGAGGAUGAGGAGCGCGCAGCAAGAGGAGAGCCACUCAAGAAACGGCACAUCAAAGACAGCUACCACUAUCAAUGUGGAACGUGUGGUCAGCCCAAAAACAAGAGCACUGGUCACACACAAGUCAAGGGGAAGUGGUUCUGUCCUGCAUCUGGUCAGACUGUUACAGAGUGGAAGCAGACUCUUGAGCAGUAA